Messenger RNA from Lates calcarifer (barramundi perch), 1657 nucleotides. It is a transcript of the gene chmp3, whose product is annotated as charged multivesicular body protein 3. Gene Ontology annotation, biological process: late endosome to vacuole transport; endosome transport via multivesicular body sorting pathway; protein transport. The transcript is spliced from 6 exons. The record is from RefSeq and is a predicted model, not a curated record. Bases 139 to 801 code for a protein of 220 amino acids. Lineage: Eukaryota; Metazoa; Chordata; Actinopteri; Centropomidae. Gene Ontology annotation, cellular component: multivesicular body; ESCRT III complex.
CUGAGGGGACUGACCGUUCUUCAUGUUGGAACGCAGCCUGACGGGCCUGGGAGCAGGAAGUGCUAGUAGAGAACAAACUGAGCUAACCAGCUAAUUGUAUUCAGGUAGUUUAGCUCGGCUUUUAACUCGGUAGUCACAAUGGGACUGUUUGGCAGAACACCGGAGAAACCACCAAAAGAUCUGAUUAAUGAAUGGUCUCAGAAAAUCAGGAAGGAAAUGAGAGUGAUUGACAGACAAAUCCGAGAUAUUCAAAGGGAACAAGAAAAAGUUAAAAGAUCCAUCAAAGAUGCUGCUAAAAAGGGCCAGAAGGAUGUGUGUGUGGUCCUCGCAAAGGAGAUGAUUCAGUCGAAACGAGCUGUCACAAAACUUUACGCCUCUAAAGCUCACAUGAACUCUGUGCUGCUCAGCAUGAAGAAUCAGCUCGCUGUACUACGUGUAGCCGGGGCACUGCAGAAGAGCACAGAGGUCAUGAAAGCCAUGCAGAGCCUAGUCAAAGUCCCAGAGAUCCAGGCAACCAUGAGGGAGCUAUCCAAAGAGAUGAUGAAGGCUGGCAUCAUUGAGGAAAUGCUGGAAGACACAUUUGAGAGCAUGGAAGAUGGAGAAGAGAUGGAGGAAGCAGCAGAGGAGGAAGUUGACAAGAUCCUCUUCGAGAUCACAGCAGGUGCCCUGGGCAAAGCGCCAAGCAAAGUUGUGGAUGCAUUGCCUGAAAUGGAGACUGCUGGAGCCACGGCAGCUUCAGAGGAUGAAUCAGAGGAGGACAUUGAAGCGAUGCAGUCAAGACUGGCAGCUCUGAGGAGCUAAGGUGACACUGGUGUGUUGAAGUCACUUUACUCACUUCAUAAAGGACAGAGAGUAUUCUGGUGCAGUGCUGAGCAUCCUCUGUGCUUCAUAUUAUAAUUAUUAUUUCACAUAAUCACUUGGGGUUAACUUUGUGCUUUGACAGUUAAUGUCUUAUAAAAAGUUUUUUUAUAGAACGUUUGGUCAGCCAGAAAAAGAGGUGUUUUUGCUUUUUGACUUUUAUUAUCAGGGGGUAACCCUUGGCAAGUCUUUAUAUCCAAAGUUAAACAGGAGGUUUAAGUGUGUAUAUAAUGUAAGUAUGAAAAGCCUGCUGUGCCUACAGUGCUUCAUCAUAUUCUUCUCCUGUCCUAAAUUAUGGACUGGCGGUGGAGGUACUUGGGUAUUUAUGAUCCAAACAAGUGAUUGAAUGAGCUGUUGAUGGGAGCCACCCUGCACAUAAAUCACACCUAGAUUACUAUUCAGCAGUAGUUCUAAUCUGUCAGAGCAGCAGCAGCUGUUGUUUACUAGUGCUUAGCCUGUAUUAUCUGAAACACUAGAGAGGUGAUGGGUGGAUUUCUCUUUUGAUAGUUAAUUUUCUGUACAGUCAAAAUGUGUCUAUUCUAUAUGUGGUCAUACACGUGGAGUACACUCAUGAGAAAAAUGCACGCAUACUACCCUAACCCAUUCUUUGCAUUAACAUUCUGCUCGUUAAAUGUUUGACUUUGUGUCACAAUUGAGUUCCUUCUCAGCGGUGAAGAAGCAGAGGAAAUUGAAAAGUUGGUUAGUGCAGAACCUAUGUAUCGUGGAAGUAUUGUGUGUAUAAUUUUUCUAUGUGGAUGGGGAGGGGGGGGGUGUAAGGAAAUAAACUUUUAAGAACAAA